Messenger RNA from Colletotrichum godetiae, 1542 nucleotides. RefSeq lists its product as uncharacterized. Lineage: Eukaryota; Fungi; Ascomycota; Sordariomycetes; Glomerellales; Glomerellaceae. The record is from RefSeq and is a predicted model, not a curated record. The coding region runs from base 451 to 1227 and encodes 258 amino acids. The transcript has a single exon.
AUCCAGAUUGUCGAGACUCAAGGGUUGAUUCCAUUAAUUGCUUUCUUCCUGUCACACAUCUCCCGAGUCGCAAUGGAGGAUGAAAUCGCAAAACUACGAAAACAGCUCCAGGAAGAGCAGCGCCGUCGCGAGGAAGAACAGCGCCGACGCGAGGAAGAACAACACCGACGCGAAGAGGCUGAAGAACUCGCGAAGGCGGCACAACCAUAGACCCUUCCAACGUAUUUCGCAUCUUGUCACUCGCUCAGCCUCGCCAUUGAGGUGGUGACCGAUCGCACCUUGACUACGCAAGGCGAUACAACCAACCCCACAGGCCGGAUUUUCCCUCGACGAAUCAUUCCAUGGGAUGACUUCGCGACGAGGCAACAGGAGAUAUGGGAUCAACUCUCAAAUUCCCGCACAUUUGCUUCGAGGGCUGUGUUUCCAUCGCCGCAUAAAUUAGACCACGUCAUGUCUUUGAUCAGCCCGAUCAGUAGUGAGACUGGCCUCCGGAAGUUCCAGCGCGAUACGGUAGAGAAAGCGGUUCAAAAGCUGGUCAGCGAGGCAUAUAGUGACACGCAGCUCCGAAGUGACAUUGGCUUGCAAGGGACCGUGACUUUCGAGAGCCAAACGAACCUCGGUCAGACAGACGAAGCCCUAUCCGAGCCUAUGGAGCAAAUGUCCAUCGAGUGGGAUGAUGUCGACGCUGCAGCAAUUCCCACAAGGCUACCGAGCCGCAAGCCCCAACGAAGAGCUAGGGGCAAGGGUAAUCGGGCUGAUCAGUUCUGCAUAUACCGCACCUCCGACGGCCGAAAUAGUUCGGCCCUGGCGAUUGAGUGCAAGGCCCCGCAUAAGUCGCGACGCGAUGAGGUCGUCACCAGUCUGGAGUCGGAAAUUAGACCCGGACACGACGUCAUGAACAAGGACGGUGAGGGUUUUGGGUUUGUGUCAAGACCGCUCGUUGUCGCUGUCGUGACCCAGCUCUUCUCCUACAUGAUCGGCAAAAGCAUCCAGUAUGGAUAUGUGUGCACAGGAGAGGCAUUCGUCUUCCUGUACAUUCCGGACGAUCCCACCAUCGUAUGCUAUUGCGUGCGUGUGCCUCACUUGGAUGUUCUCGAUGAUGACGACGACGAGAACAGGCUCCAUGGUACAGCUGUUGCACAGGUCUUUGCCUUCAGGCUCUGCGUGCUGACCCGCCUCCACAGUCCUGGCACGAUACUGCCGCAGGUCUCGGCACUUGAGCUGUAGAGUACGACGGUGUGCUAAGAAACAUACCCGAAACAGUGCGCAAGGGUAAGGAGGCGCGCAUCUCUCCGUACAAGCCUCAACGCUGGCGAGGUUCAAACGCUCGCCGAUUCAAACACGGUCUCGGUGCAAGCAAUUCGACAGCAACGCAAAGCAGCGGGGUGGUAGCGGUGACGAUGAAGAAGGAACUCCUCCCACACCAACGCCGACACGAUCGAUUAUCAGUGGCGAAAAGGCUCUCGCGAAGUCGAGUGCGGGCUCGGCCGGUAGACAGGCACAGGAGAACCGCCAUCAUAGCCAAGGGAAGCAGCUGAAUAU